AUGCAAUAUUGCCAUGAUCGGUCCGGAUCGACCCCCAUCGACCGACAAAAAUCUGGUCGACCAACCCCAGCACAUCGAAUCCACUGGCCGGCGGCUAUUUUGGGUGGCGAUUUGGCAAGAGGCUCCUGGCGUUGGGCACACGUUCCUUCGCGCCAUCAGCCCAGAUUGACCACUUCAACCGACUACAGUCUGUCCUCUCAGCCAAACAACGUUGGGUUGAAACGCCUAAGUCAACAAACAUCGACAUCAUCUCUACAAGUUCGAGUUCGAGAACCUGACUUGAUGUCGGUUCUCCCUUGGCAUGGGCCCACUUCGCCGAUUUGCUCACCGAAUCCUUCACCCAGCCAAUCGUCCGCUACCAUCUGGUCCCCUAACAUCAUUCAUCGCAACCAGACUAUACGUCCGUUGCUGCAACCAGACGGUAUGUCGGUUGCUGGACGACAGCGCAUCUCCUGGCGAAUACUCGAGCCCGGGAAUACGCACGGAGCUGCGACUGUUGUCAUUUCAUUUGACCCCACAUCUCCUGGCGAAUUGUCUGGUAGAGCGAGUUCAUACGGCAGCCCAGAUUGCUAUGGCCGCGAACAUUAUGAUGACAGCGACACCAAGUGGCUUUUGAAUCAACGGGAUUGUGCCUGUGCCAACGGUCGAUUCGCACAUGCCGACUUCACCAUUUGCCCCCAAUGGUGGUUCAGCAAAAUGGCCCACCUCACCUUCGUGCUCCGGCGACCACUCGAGCAGGACAUCAACAAGCACCCCCUUUCCUGGCUCUGGUGGGAUGUCCAACCGAGGCAUUUUAACCCUGUGGAAGGCUCAGCCUUCCAAGACUUGGGAACUCUCGAUGAGAAGAUCACGGGCAUCAUGAGGUCAGAGGCCAAAAAGCUCCAUUCCCAAGUAGCCGAACUCGCACGCACCAAAGACCCCAAAAUCUGUGGUGGUCUCUUCUUCGUGGCCAACCGGAUGCGUGACGCUUCAGGCUGCCUCUCACUCACAACAUUUUACUACCAGGAUCUGGUUUGGCACGUCGCCAGCUUCCAAAGGCUGUACAUGGAAACUCUGGCGAUGGUUGACUGGUUCAAAACCUGGGAGGCUCGCCUCCUUGAACCCAACCGACAGGCAUGUCAGUCGCAUUUUGAAGGGUUUCUUGGGGCAGAAGACCCAAAGCUGGUUGUGACGGAGCCGCAAAGUGGCUCCUCAUCCGUAGAGCCUGGGACGGGGCCCAGUCGAACAGACCGCGAAGUUCUUCGAGCAUCUCCUUACUCAAACCCUGCUUCGUCCUCAACAAAGGCUUCAGGGAGUAUGUCAGGUGCAUGCGUCAAUCGCGAUAAGUUUCGUGAGAUUGAGGAGGCCUUCAUACCCCCUCAAUCCCCGGUGUGGAAGAAGGCGCUGCAAAACGUGAAUCCCGACCCCUCCCGCAUCAAGUCCUCCAAAGAUCGUGUCUGUGGUUACCAGUUUCCCGACCCCUGGCUUUUUAUGAAGGGAACGAACCGCAAGGCUUUCACACUCGCUUGGCUGAUUUCGCGCAGCCAGUGGCUCCAAUCUUUCACGUCUGUCGAUUACUCUCUGUCGCCUGCGCCACACACUCAACACUGGCGCGAUUUUCUGUAUCAUUUCUCAAAGGAGAUGAAUCUUGUUCAUGGUUCGCGGGCCGAGGAUCUUCCAACAUCGCAACAGGGUAAGAAGGGUAAAACUCCGGCAAAGGGUGGUAGAAAAUCGGAAAAAUCGAAGCAGAACUACGCCAUCAAGCGAGGGGAGUCCCUAAAGAACGCUCAAACGACGUUUUUCGGACCCAGGGUUAAAUUGGGUGAACGUCUGCAUUCGAUCUUCUGGCGUGAUGUUUUGGUGAUGGAGGGGAAUACCGACAAUCUGAUGCUGGUGAUUACAGCAGAAAUCCUGUGGAACCUUUUCGAGCAAAACUUUCGUUUGGAGCUUCGUAUGGUUGACCAGCAAGUUUUACCAGCAAAUUGGGCCUCACAGGAAUCGGCAGCUGUUCGAGAUGAGUUGGUUCGGAGGACUUUCCCUGAGGACGAUGAUGGUCUUUUCAAUCCCCCCAAGUGA
Laccaria bicolor S238N-H82 is the source of this 2055-nucleotide messenger RNA. RefSeq lists its product as uncharacterized. The transcript is spliced from 10 exons. Bases 1 to 2055 code for a protein of 684 amino acids. Lineage: Eukaryota; Fungi; Basidiomycota; Agaricomycetes; Agaricales; Hydnangiaceae. The record is from RefSeq and is a predicted model, not a curated record.